UUGAAUUCGCGUGGCUCACGUCCCCAUUGCGCGGGUCUGUCAAAAAAUAUCUGCCCCAUAAGUGUGUGUACAGGCAACGAUUCAGCUAACGUUACUUUUUUCAUGAUGCUCCAGCUUACUAUUGAAGGACGGAAAAAACAUGCCAGAGGAGUUAACCGGUACGUUGUAAACAACAGUCCCUCUGCUUUUAGCGCCGUUAAAUUAGCAUAGCGUGACAAUCCAUAAAUUGGAUUAGCGCUAAGUAAAGCCACCAGUCAAUGGUAGUUUAGCGCACUUGCUAGCGUUAGCGCGGUGACGCGAACGAUAACCAGGGAGGCACCUUGCAGUGCAGACUUGAACAUAUACGGUUAACGUUACGUCUUAUAUUGACGAAGGUAUCUUAUCCGUCCUGCGUAAACCGACCUUGGCUUCAGCGGUGUGGUCUUCACCAGUUUUGGGCGUGUGCGAAACAACGCAGACGGUAUAUUACAAGCUUCUACGUUGACGUCACUGUCGGCGAUUAGCUCGUGCCUGGGGCAGUAACUUAUUUAGGUCAACAACAUGGACGGUUACGGUCAGCGGUUUGAAUCCACGACGGGGCGGGAGGGUAAACUCCAGAAGAAGAAGGCUUCCUCCAACAACAACUUUUGUUACGACGAUGGAGACCGCAAACCAAAGUUUCUGGACCGAUUCGCCAGCAUUCGGAUCCCCGGAAGUAAAAAGGAGCGGCCGCCCUUAUCGCAGGCGAAACACAACGCCAGUGACUGGUCCACUUCCUCAUCUGCCUCGCACCAGUUUGAGGAGCUCUCGUCAAAGAUCACCUCUGAAAAAGAGAUCUUGGCUCUGUUUGAAAAGAUGAUGGAGGACAUGAACCUAAGCGAGGAAAAAAAGACUCCUUUGAGAGAGAAGGACCUCAACACCAAGAAAGAAAUGGUCAUCCGGUAUAUUUUUACUGCCUCUAAAACGGGCAGCUUGAGAAGCAGCCACCAGAUAUCUCCCCAGGAGUUCCUGGGAGAGCUGAAGUCGGGGGUGAUGGAUGAACGCCUGUUUGCCUGUCUCGAUUCACUGCGAGUGUCUCUCACCAGCAACCCUGUCAGCUGGGUGCAGAGCUUCGGGCACGAGGGUCUCGGGCUGCUGCUGGACGUUUUGGAGAGGUUGCUUUCCAAGAAACCGCAAGAGAAGCUCGACAAGAAGAAUCAACAUAAAGUUGUCCAGUGUAUCAAAGCCAUCAUGAACAAUAAGUACGGCUUGGAUCGAAUCCUGGGAGAGGAGAAAAGUCUUGCGUUACUGGCGAGAGCCAUCGAUCCCUCCCAGUCUGCCAUGAUGACCGACGUGGUGAAGCUGCUCUCAGCCAUCUGCAUUGUGGGCGAAGAGAACACUCUGGAAAAGGUCCUGGAAGCAAUCACCACGGCAGGGGAGUGGCGAGCCUCGGAGAGGUUCAGUCCCAUUGUCCAGGGACUACGAGAUCGCUCGGUGCAAUUACAAGUGGCAUGCAUGCAGCUCAUCAAUGCACUAGUAACAUCCCCUGAUGAGCUGGACUUCAGGCUGCACAUCAGAAAUGAAUUUAUGCGCUGUGGCCUGAAAGAAAUAUUGCCGCUACUGACGACCAUCAGGAAUGAGGCCCUUGACAUUCAGUUAAAGGUGUUUGAUGAGCACAAAGAAGAGGACAUGCUGGAGUUCUCUCACAGGCUGGAGGACAUCAAGAGCGAGUUUGACGAUGUGGGGGAUGUGUUCAGCAUUGUGCAGAGCCUGGUGAAGGACAGCAGUGCGGAGCCCUAUUUCCUCUCCAUACUGCAGCACCUGAUGCUUAUUCGCAAUGACGACUUGGUCAGGCCCCAGUACUUUAAGAUCAUUGAGGAGUGUGUGUCUCAAAUUGUGCUUCACCGUAGUGGCACUGACCCGGACUUCGGUUACCGCAAGCGCCUCGAUGUGGACUUCAGCCACCUCUUAGAGGUGUGUAUAGAUAAAGCUCGAACAGAUGAAUAUGAACAAAGAGCUUCCGAGCUGGCACAGAAGUUUGAAGAGGAGUUUCUGAGUAGACAGCAGGCACAAGCCCAGCUGGUAAAGUGUGAUGAACAAAUCGCUGAACUCCAAGCCGAGCUGCAGGCCUUCAGGUCCCAGUUUGGGUCUGUACCGGUGGUUCUACCACCAUCGUCGUCCUCGACGCAGCCGCCCGGGCCUCCACCUCCUUCUGCCACACCAGGCAUGCCUUCUCACCCUCCUCCGCCUCCUCCGCCUCCCUUACCUGGUUGUCCCGCCCCACCUCCCCCACCCGGAGGGCCUCCUCCCUUUGGUGCUCCCCCUCCACCCCCUCUGGGCCUUGGGGGUUUUCUAGGCUCCCCACCUCAACAUGCACUGCCUUAUGGCCUGAGGCCGAAGAAGGAUUUCAAGCCGGAGACCGCCAUGAAGCGGCUCAACUGGUCAAAGAUUCGUCCCCAGGAAAUGUCAGAGGGCUGUUUCUGGGUGCAGGCAGAUGAAAACCAAUACGCAAAACCGGAAUUACUGGGCAGAGUCGCUGUCACUUUUGGUUCACAAAGAACAGCCAAAAAAGAAGAAGAGGAUCUGGAGGAUAAGAAAUCUAUAAAAAAGAGAAUCAAAGAGCUCAAGGUGCUCGAUCCCAAGAUUGCACAGAAUCUGUCCAUCUUCCUGGGUUCCUUCCGCAUUCCUUACCAGGAAAUUCGUCGGAUGAUAGUGGAGGUUGAUGAGGAGCAGCUCACUGAACCCAUGAUCCAGAACCUUGUGAAUCACCUACCGGAGCAGGAGCAGCUCAACGCCCUGGCCAAGUAUAAAAAUGAUUAUGCCAAUUUGUCAGAGCCGGAGCAGUUUGGGAUUGUGAUGAGCGGUGUGAAGCGGCUGCGUCCUCGCCUCAGCCACGUCCUCUUUCGGCUGCAGUUUGAGGAGCAGGUCAACAACCUGCGUCCAGAUAUCCUGGCGGUAAACGCCGCCUGCGAUGAGGUCAGGAAGAGCCGCGCCUUCGGCCGCAUGCUGGAGCUGGUGCUGCUGCUGGGGAACUACAUGAACGCCGGCUCCCGGAAUGCCCAGUCAUACGGCUUCGACCUCAGUUCCCUCUGCAAGCUAAAGGACACGAAGUCAGCGGACCAAAAGACCACGUUACUGCACUUCCUGGCACAAGUAUGCGAGGAGGAAUUUCCAGAUGUGAUCAAGUUUGUUGACGACCUGAAGCAUGUGGACCGAUCGAGUAGAGUUUCUGCCGAGAAUCUGGAGAAGAGCCUCAGGCAGAUGGAGAGGCAGCUGCUGCAGCUGGAGAGAGACCUGGAGACUUUCUCCUCCCCCGAUGACCCCGACGACAUGUUCUUCACUAAAAUGGCUAGCUUCAGCGAGGUUGCCAGGGAGCAGUACGGGAAGCUGGUGAUCAUGCACAGCAACAUGGAGACGCUGUACCAGAACAUGCUGGAGUACUUUGCCGUUGACCCAAAGAAGACUUCGGUGGAGGAGCUGUUCACCGAUCUCAGCAACUUCCGGGCCAUGUUCGCUCAAGCACUGAAGGACAACCUGAAGCAGAGGGAGACGGAGGAGAAACAGAGGAAAGCGCUGGCGGCAAAGGAGAAGGCUGAGCGUGAAAAGCAGCAGAGGAAGCAGCAGCAGCAGCAGAAGAAGAGGAGGUCGCUGGAAGUCAAUGCAGAGAAUGAUGAGACAGGUGUGAUGGAUAGUUUGCUGGAAGCCCUGCAGUCAGGAGCUGCAUUCAGAGACCGCAGGAAGAGAGCACCAAGACCCAGAGAUAACCAGCAGAAGACCAUCAGCCCCAGCUCCUUCCGCCAGGUUCUCAGGCCUGUUCAACAUGAAAACAACAAGGCACCUUUACAAAGGUCUCGCUCUCGGCAGAAUAUAAAUGCGGGUUCAGCGGCGGUGAAAGCGCCCCGUGCCAGGGAGGCCCAUAACGAGUCCGAGGGCCAUCCAUCCAGGGCCGCUGCGUGUGCAGAGUCAGGCCGCCGGUGCAAGAACACGGCGGGUGGCGGCCACUGGCUGGACAGAGAGCGGGUGGUGGAGAGAGCCAGGGUCAAGCCGCCUGAGAGGCAGACAGAGGUCCAAGCGGAGGCUGCGGCCUGCCAGACGCCCGCUGAUGGAGAGUCCGAUCUCGAGGCUCUGCUGGCCAGACUCCGGGCCUUGUGAAGCCCGUCCUCAAUCACCCGAGGCACGCAGCAGGCUUUCUCCGACACGCAUUAGCACACUCCAAUUGUGACCAAAAAUAUUUGCCGAAAAUGUCCUCACUAAGACAUUUUGACUCGUGAGGCACAAAGGACCAUUUGAUUACAAGUCUUAACGCUAAAUAACCACAAGGAAUUUUAAAUAGUAAGUGAUUUGUAUGAAUCCUAAAAGAAGAUCAAUGUAGGUUUAGGACAGUUGGUCACAUAAUGUUCUCAGAGAUAUAUAAUAUAUUUACAAAAGAUGUGAUUCAAUGGUUACACCUAAGCAUAUUAGUGUUAAACAUUACACUUUAAAAGAGAAAAUGCAGACCAAAUAGAUUUAAGUCUCUUCUUGAUCCUGUAAAGUGCACUGCCAAAAUUAAAGUCAUUUAUAUAUAAUUAAGAAGCAAAAUAUAUCCGUUUUUGUCUUAAAGUACAAUAUUUAAUAUAGUUAAGCCUGUUCUUUGCAAUCAUAUAUAAAAUAUUAAAUUACAUUUCUUCUCACGUUGGCGUUUUCCAUCAUUAGCUCCACUGUGUCACUUAUUUCAUAUCGUAAUAAUUGUUUUUCAUAUACUUGUUACAAUUACAGCUUCAUUUUACUUUCCAUAUUUAAUUAUUUUGUGUGUUUUUCUUUUGUCUUCUUUAAGUCUUUUCAUUUCUUCUGAUGUCUUUUAUAUUCAAAACAUUAAUCAAAAAAUUGUACACACACACACACACAAUACUUAUAGGAGUCAUUGACAAGUUGGUUUUGGUGGUGCUGCUUUGUUUCUGUGGCAAUGAGAACCUUUGUUCACAGUAAGAACAAGUCACUAUGUGAGAGUAUAAUUGUUAGAAAUGUGGCACAAAAACAAAAGUUCAUCCUCAAGUCGACCAGAACUGAUGCUGCCUUGGUUUCCCACCUCCCCACGACUACUCCCACCCUCACUGUGUUUGGUGUAUUCGCUCAAUUUUAUAGAAACAUUUACAAUAAAAUAAAACAAAACAAAAAAUGUUUCUUGUCUUUUUCAUUGAAAUUCUCAAUCAUAUAAGUGUUGUCCUACAUGUUUGUUCAUGAGCAGAAACACAGAUCAUCCCGAAAUAUUUGCAUUGAUCAAGUAAUUGGCUUUAUUAGUUUAUAUAUUUAACCCUCAGAUGUGUAUGUUUAUUAAUACUUGAUUAAUAAACAGAAAAUACCAGGUGAAAAAAGCAAAAGACCAACGCGAGU
This is a messenger RNA of Pungitius pungitius (ninespine stickleback), 5328 nucleotides long. RefSeq names its product protein diaphanous homolog 3-like. Gene Ontology annotation, cellular component: actin filament. Lineage: Eukaryota; Metazoa; Chordata; Actinopteri; Perciformes; Gasterosteidae. Gene Ontology annotation, biological process: actin filament polymerization; actin cytoskeleton organization. The transcript has 27 exons. The record is from RefSeq and is a predicted model, not a curated record. Gene Ontology annotation, molecular function: actin binding; small GTPase binding. The coding region runs from base 541 to 4110 and encodes 1189 amino acids.